AUGAGUUUAUUUACAAGGAUGUAUAUCGACAAGACUUGGUUUGCAUUGCGACAGAGAAACCAUUCAUCUCGCAGUUUGACGACCAGCAACUCUAUCGAUGCACCUAGCCAACCAAGUGCUACAGUCCCAGCACGUGGGUUAAAGCAUGUGUUCAAGGAAUAUGGACCAGUUGGAUUCAUUACAUAUUCAAGUAUAUCGCUUGUUUCAUAUCCAAGCUGGGUUGCAGCCAUCUAUUUUGGUGUGGAUGUAACUCCCAUAACAUCCAAAAUGAAUGAUUUGAAACAGUGGUGGGCAUCGACUACAUCCCAAUCUGAUGAUCAGCCUUUGUAUACUGACAUGUCUUCAACUGAACCUUGUACAUCGGAUUGGUAUACAACAGUUGGGACAACCUUGCUUGUUGCCAUGACUGGACACAAGAUUAUUUUCCCGUUGAGAGCUGGGUUGACCAUGUUUUUGACUCCAUCCGUUGCUCGGUUUAUGAGAGCAAAUAACCUCGAGUUUUGGAUGAAAACCAAACCAACUGUCAAGUCCUAA
Messenger RNA from Batrachochytrium dendrobatidis JAM81, 534 nucleotides. RefSeq lists its product as uncharacterized. The coding region runs from base 1 to 534 and encodes 177 amino acids. Gene Ontology annotation, cellular component: mitochondrion. NCBI's taxonomy places the organism in Eukaryota, Fungi, Chytridiomycota, Chytridiomycetes, Rhizophydiales. The transcript has 3 exons. The record is from RefSeq and is a predicted model, not a curated record.